GAAAAAAUAAUAAUAACUAUCUGUAUAUGUGUAAAUUGUAAUUACAAAAUCUCAAUGGCACAUUUAACACAAAAAUUAAAAUACAAAUUAAUUAACAAAACAAUUAUUAAUUCAAAGAUUAAAUAACAAUUUUAUAUAAAAAAAUAAAUUUAAUAUUACAUGUGGUAUUUAAUAAGAAAAAAUAUUAAUAAUGACAGAAGAAAUUCAACAACCAGACAGCAGCUGUAGCAAUAUUGCUAAUAAUUCACUUUCAGCAUCAACUGAUAGUCAAAAUUUCGAAUCAAAAACAAAAGUUGAUAGUAAAAAAGAAAAAUGUAAACCAAUGACCAAGGUAGUUAUUAGAAGAUUGCCACCUUCAAUGACACAAGCACAAUUUGUUGAACAAAUAUCACCAUUACCAGAUAAUGAUUAUCUUUAUUUUGUCAAAGCUGAUAUGUCACUUGGACAACAUGCAUUUUCAAGAGCAUAUAUUAAUUUUAUUGAUCAACAACAAAUAUUUGAUUUUCGUGAAAAAUUUGAUAAUUAUGUAUUUGUUGAUGCUAAAGGAACUGAAUAUCCAGCUGUUGUUGAAUUUGCACCAUUUCAACGUUUACCAAAAAAACGUAUUGCUAAAAAAAAAGAAAUGAAAUGUGGUAAUAUUGAGGCUGAGCCAUAUUACAUUAGUUUUAUUGAAAGUUUAAAAAAUCAAGAAACUGAUGCUGCAAUUGCACAACCAAAAACAGAAUAUUCAUUUCAACCAUUUGAAAAUGCUCAAAAAAAAGUAACAAGUACACCAUUAUUGGAAUUUUUAAAACAAAGAAAACAGGAUAAACAACGAGUUAGAGAUGAAAAACGUGAAGAAAGAAAACGACGUGAUUUGGAAAAACGUAAAGCCAAAGAUGAGCCAACAAUUUCAAAGGUUUUAAAAAAUCCAGAUGUUGAGCGUGAAUUGGGCCGAGAAAAUAAAGAAAAUAAAGAAGAAAAAGAAAAAAUAAUACCAGUUAAAGAUUUAACUAAAAAUCGUAAAAAAGAUGAGGUUAAAAUUCGUGAAAAACCACUUGUAAUAAGAGAACGUGAAACCAAAGUACCAUCUAAAAAUUAUAGAGAUGAAAAAAAAUAUCAAGAGCGUGAUGUUAAAAAUCAAAAAAAAUAUGAAGAAAAAAAAAUAUAUAAUCGUAAAGAUGACAACAAAGAUUAUUUACAAAAAGAUGAUAAAAAAAAUCAUGAAAUUGUUAAUAAAGUAACAAAAGAUGAUAAAGAUAAAAAAAUUGAAGAAAAAAAAGGUAAAAGUUAUGAAAAAAUGAGAAAAGAAAAACGUAAAAUUGCUGAAAAUAAAAAACAAAUAAUUGAUAAUCAAAAAGAUUUAUCAAAAAAAGAUGAUUAUGAGCAUAAAAAAAUUGAAAUAAUAAAACGAGAUGUUGAAAUAAUCCAUAAACAAAUUGAAAAAAUUAAUGAUAAUUCAAUUGAAGUAAAAAAAGAUAUAAAGAAAAAAAAAUUUAAAGAAACAGAUGAUAAAAAAAUUAUUGGUGAUACAGAAAAAUGUGAUGAACAAAUUGAUGAAAUCCCAAUGCAAAUUGAUCUUGAUGAAAAUGUAAAAUCAACAAAAACAAAUAAACGAGAUAAUAAAAAAAUUAAAAGAAGAAGUUCAUUAGAGAGUGGUGGUGAUGUUAUUGACAAUGACAAUGUUCAUCUUCGUCGUCAUAAAUCACUGGAUGGUGAUGAUGAUGAUGAUAAUCUACAAAAAAAUCAAGACUAUUGUAAAAAUAAAAAUAAAAAAGAAUCAAAAACAGAAAGAAGAAUUCGUAACAAGGAUCGACCAGCAAUGGAAAUAUAUCGACCAGGUAUGGGAAGAUUUAGUAAGCAACGAUUAGAACGUGAAAAACCAACAUCAGAUGAACGUUCCUAUUCAUCAGAGAGUCCAACACCUGGUGCUAAAUCAUCAAUGAAAUCAGCAGUUUCAAGUAGCUCCAUUGAUACUAAAAUCAUUGAGUCAACAUCAGCAACACUCAAACGAAGUACCAGUCGUGAUGGUCCAUAGUCAGAUUAUUAUUUCUACUAUUAUUGUGAAUAAAUAUAUGUUUAUUAAUUAACAAAAAAAUAUUAUAUUAAUUUAGUGGUUUUUAUACUCUACUAAAUUACAAUAAUACAUUAAAAAUAGCAAACAAAAA
Molecule: messenger RNA, 2147 nt
Organism: Aphidius gifuensis
Lineage: Eukaryota; Metazoa; Arthropoda; Insecta; Hymenoptera; Braconidae
Product: regulator of nonsense transcripts 3A-like
Exons: 6
Coding region: 191-2017 (608 amino acids)
Biological process (GO): positive regulation of translation; nuclear-transcribed mRNA catabolic process, nonsense-mediated decay
Cellular component (GO): nucleolus; cytoplasm
Molecular function (GO): mRNA binding
Source: RefSeq, a predicted model, not a curated record